Letharia lupina is the source of this 558-nucleotide messenger RNA. RefSeq lists its product as uncharacterized. Lineage: Eukaryota; Fungi; Ascomycota; Lecanoromycetes; Lecanorales; Parmeliaceae. The record is from RefSeq and is a predicted model, not a curated record. The transcript has 2 exons. The coding region runs from base 1 to 558 and encodes 185 amino acids.
AUGGCUUCAAAUACCUUCGACCAAUCACUUGCGAGGCUUGAUCAGAUGAUAGCAAUAAUCAAAUCCCGCAUGACUCCUACGGAGCUACAAGCACUUGAAGCAUUCGAUCUACUAUCCUUUGACGAUAAGAUGGCCCAAUGGGAAGCUCGAUCUAGGCCUACUCAGCCAGCCACUCAGCCAACUCAGCUAGCCCCUCAGUCACCUACUCACCAAUCCACUCAGUCAGCCACUCAGCCAGAGCACUCAGUUAAGCAAGAGGAGGAACUACAACAGGCACAUGCGGAGAACACUGCGGAGAAAGCAAGCGGCAGCAAGGCCAUCAGCACCAAGAACACGGCUCAGCUCUCCACGAUCCCACGUCAAAUCCUCUCCACGCUCCCACGUCAAGCCAUCAUUCAGCAAGCGGAGAACACCACUACAAUUUGGCCUCUCAUCCCCACUGCAUUGAUAUGGUAUAUCACUGCAAUGAGCACACAAGAGGAGGAUCUACUACGACGAUCACAGCCAAUUGGGCCUCUGCAGGAGGAACAUCGGACGAUGCAUAUUUGGACGAAUUGA